This is a messenger RNA of Spodoptera exigua (beet armyworm), 2535 nucleotides long. The record is from the annotation of a GenBank genome assembly. NCBI's taxonomy places the organism in Eukaryota, Metazoa, Arthropoda, Insecta, Lepidoptera, Noctuidae.
AUGGAGUUGUCCACCACCAGUGACCGUUUGACAUCAGUGUGUGGACAGGUGCCGCCGCUGGAGUGCGCGUCAGGCGCCAGCUCCGCGGAGUGCUCGUCCAGCGAGGACAGCGUGGCCGGCCCCUACGCCAGCGAGCACAGCGAGCCUUACGCCUCCCGACCUGAUGAGGGGUACGAGGCUGAUGUAGAGGUGGGCAAGCUGGACGUCCCUCCUCUGUACAACAGGGCACGGAAACUGUCCGGAUCCAUGGCAACUAUACCUUCAGGCAUCUCGUCUCCAGCGGGCGAGCUGAGCGCAGAAUGCGGCGAGUACAUGAAGAGCGGCGAGCUGGCGCACCCCGAGCUGUGUGUCAUCGUCGUCGACAUACUCACCCAGCUCAUACACAAACUGGUGCAGAGCCGUCAGUCGGAGUCGUGUGAUGAAGAGGCGUGGCGCGCGGGCGUGGGCGUGGCGCGCGCGUGGUGCGGGCGCGUGGGCGCCGCCCUGGCCCGCGCGCGGCCCGCGCACCCCGCCCUGCUGCAGCGCCUGCUGGCGCCCGCACCCGCACAGCUGCUCGCCACCACCGACCCGCGCCUCGAAGACUUGCAGCGCAGCAUCCUGGAGCUGAUCCACGUGCUGGCGUCCCAGAGCAUAGAGCCGGCGGAGCUGGCCGCCUUCCUCAAGCUGUUCACGGCGGAGCGCCCUCCGCUCACGCUACUGCUGGGAGCCCUGCACCGCCUCGUCUCCACCGCUACAUACAACACACCCGACUGUAUACUCACCUUCCCCGUCGAUAGUGACAAUACGGAUGGUAUACAGUCUUUAGCAGAGGAGCUCAACUACCUGGUGGUGAACAGCACCACAUCACAAAGCCACCACGCAGAAAACUGCGCCAAGCGGUUCCACGAGUCACAUAUUAGAGCUGGCGUGUCAUCUCCCUGGUCGUGCCACGCGGUGCGGUGCGGCGUGGAGGGCGCGGGCUGGGCGCCCUGGCUGGCCGGGUUCGCGCUCACUGUCUGGCUGCAUGCACAGCUGCAUCACACCGCCUCCACCGAGGUGUUGGAGGAGUUCACGGACGAAGGGUCUGAAACAGAGACUAGCAAGAAGUCCCCGCGCAAGGAGGCGAGCAGUCAGCCCGCGCCGCUGUCGCACGUACUGUCCGUCGGACACGAGUCGCUCAUGCUCGAGGUCUGGCUCGAUACUGGCACAGGGUCGUUUACAUUCCGGCUGUCGCGGCCGGAGCCGAGCUCGAACCGCGUGGUGUCGGAGGCGCGCGUGGCGGCCGCCAUGCCGCCCCGCCACUGGACCUGCGUGGCGCUCAAUGUCAAGGAACUCGUCUACAAGAGGCACAUCUACAUACAGGUGACGCUGUAUGUGAAUGGAUACGAGUGCGAGACAGUAUCCCUUCCGGUGCAGGGUAUCCUGGUGCGUAAGGUGACGCCAACGUGCGUCCUGCUGGGGCACGCGGCGCGCGGCGCGGCCGGCGCGGGCGCAUACCACCUGGCGGGGCUGCGCCUCUACCGCGCGCCGCUGCUGUCCGCAUACACCGCGCUGCAUCUCACGGCGCACGGACCCGACCACUGCUGCCAGGUACUCACAUCAUUCAUACCUACCACCUGGCGGGGCUGCGCCUCUACCGCGCGCCGCUGCUGUCCGCAUACACCGCGCUGCAUCUCACGGCGCACGGACCCGACCACUGCUGCCAGGUACUCACAUCAUUCAUACCUACCACCUGGCGGGGCUGCGCCUCUACCGCGCGCCGCUGCUGUCCGCAUACACCGCGCUGCAUCUCACGGCGCACGGACCCGACCACUGCUGCCAGGUACUCACAUCAUUCAUACCUACCACCUGGCGGGGCUGCGCCUCUACCGCGCGCCGCUGCUGUCCGCAUACACCGCGCUGCAUCUCACGGCGCACGGACCCGACCACUGCUGCCAGGUACUCACAUCAUUCAUACCUACCACCUGGCGGGGCUGCGCCUCUACCGCGCGCCGCUGCUGUCCGCAUACACCGCGCUGCAUCUCACGGCGCACGGACCCGACCACUGCUGCCAGGUACUCACAUCAUUCAUACCUACCACCUGGCGGGGCUGCGCCUCUACCGCGCGCCGCUGCUGUCCGCAUACACCGCGCUGCAUCUCACGGCGCACGGACCCGACCACUGCUGCCAGGUACUCACAUCAUUCAUACCUACCACCUGGCGGGGCUGCGCCUCUACCGCGCGCCGCUGCUGUCCGCAUACACCGCGCUGCAUCUCACGGCGCACGGACCCGACCACUGCUGCCAGGUACUCACAUCAUUCAUACCUACCACCUGGCGGGGCUGCGCCUCUACCGCGCGCCGCUGCUGUCCGCAUACACCGCGCUGCAUCUCACGGCGCACGGACCCGACCACUGCUGCCAGGUACUCACAUCAUUCAUACCUACCACCUGGCGGGGCUGCGCCUCUACCGCGCGCCGCUGCUGUCCGCAUACACCGCGCUGCAUCUCACGGCGCACGGACCCGACCACUGCUGCCAGGGCCGGGCAGGAGGGAGUGUCAGACUCUUACUGACUAA